CGGCACAAACACUACCCAGUCCCAGUGUAGUCUCUACUUUUCACAGUGCCACCCAAAAACAGAAAUAUCUCCGUGGAUUAAUAUUCACCUCCCUACUACAUUUCCUCCUAAUUUCCCUCUCAUUUCCUCUCCUUUCAAAAACCCCCCCGCGCCAGAGCGAAACAAAGGAAGAGGAAGAGAAUUCCCGCUUCUGUUUUUUCCCUUUUCCUUUUCCUUUCCGACCCGAAACCCUAGUCAGUUGCCCGAGAGAGAGGAAAAGAAAAGAAAAUGCCGAGGGAGAUCAUCACGCUUCAGGUCGGACAAUGCGGGAACCAGAUCGGGAUGGAGUUCUGGAAGCAGCUCUGCCUGGAGCACGGGAUCAGCAAGGACGGCAUUCUCGAAGAUUUCGCUACUCAGGGAGGUGACAGGAAAGAUGUAUUUUUCUAUCAAGCUGAUGAUCAACACUACAUCCCACGAGCUUUGCUGAUUGACCUGGAGCCCAGAGUGAUUAACGGCAUCCAAAAUAGUGAAUACCGAAAUCUCUACAACCACGAGAACAUCUUUGUUUCAGAUCACGGAGGAGGUGCAGGAAAUAAUUGGGCCAGUGGUUAUCAUCAGGGGAAGGGUGUUGAAGAGGAUAUAAUGGACAUGAUUGAUAGAGAAGCAGAUGGGAGUGAUAGUCUUGAGGGUUUUGUUUUAUGCCAUUCUAUUGCUGGAGGAACAGGCUCAGGUAUGGGCUCAUAUCUAUUGGAAACUCUAAAUGAUCGGUACAGCAAAAAACUGGUCCAGACGUAUAGUGUAUUUCCUAAUCAGAUGGAGACAAGUGAUGUGGUGGUCCAGCCCUACAACUCGCUUUUAACGCUCAAGCGAUUGACAUUAAAUGCUGAUUGUGUUGUUGUUCUUGAUAACACUGCAUUGAAUAGAAUUGCUGUGGAACGUCUCCAUCUAUCAAAUCCUACAUUUGCUCAGACUAAUUCUUUGGUUUCCACUGUAAUGUCUGCCAGCACAACCACUCUGCGAUAUCCAGGGUACAUGAACAAUGACUUGGUUGGCCUUCUUGCUUCUUUAAUUCCAACUCCAAGAUGCCAUUUUCUAAUGACAGGAUAUACACCACUCACAGUGGAGCGCCAGGCUAAUGUGAUUCGUAAAACCACUGUACUUGAUGUUAUGCGAAGACUUCUGCAGACAAAGAAUAUCAUGGUUUCCUCAUAUGCUCGAACAAAAGAGGCUAGUCAAGCAAAGUAUAUAUCGAUAUUGAAUAUCAUUCAAGGGGAAGUGGACCCUACUCAGGUUCACGAAAGUUUGCAGAGGAUACGGGAAAGAAAGCUUGUUAACUUUAUUGAAUGGGGCCCUGCAAGCAUUCAGGUUGCUCUGUCUAGAAAGUCUCCAUAUGUUCAAACUGCUCAUAGGGUCAGUGGUCUUAUGCUAGCAAGCCAUACUAGUAUCCGGCACCUUUUCAGCAAGUGUUUGAGUCAGUAUGAGAAGUUGAGAAAGAAGCAAGCAUUUCUUGACAACUACCGGAAGUUCCCAAUGUUCGCUGACAAUGACCUUUCAGAAUUUGACGAAUCAAGAGAUAUAAUUGAGAGUUUAGUUGACGAAUACAAGGCCUGUGAGUCCCCAGAUUACAUUAAAUGGGGAAUGGAGGAUCCAGACCACGUUCUAACAGGAGAAGGAAAUGCCAGUGGAACAGUGGAUCCAAAAUUAGCAGUGUGAACACACGAAGCUAUCUUCUAGAGUUCCUAAUUUCUGGGUUUUUGUUAUGGUGGUGUGACUGUAGAACGUGGGGAGAGAUUGUUAAGUUGAAUACUUGUAUAUUAACCUCUUCCUACUUUCUGUAACAUCUAAUCGGUUUGUAUUGCGAUGAUUUCUUGGGUGUCAUUUUCUCUAUUAUUCAACUUGUCAUUUAAAUCUGAGAUUACAGAAUCUAACUAUAUUGAGUCUGCCAGACUAAUCAUGUUGGUUCCUGGAAUCUAGGGAAUCGAGGGAAUUGCCAGAUUUCUGGCCUGAUUCUUCUGGGUGUUAGGUAUAUGAUUUGAUUUCUUUGGGUGGAAAA
Messenger RNA from Alnus glutinosa, 2032 nucleotides. Its product is annotated as tubulin gamma-1 chain. The transcript has 12 exons. Gene Ontology annotation, cellular component: cytoplasm; centrosome; nucleus. Gene Ontology annotation, molecular function: structural constituent of cytoskeleton; GTP binding. Bases 268 to 1692 code for a protein of 474 amino acids. NCBI's taxonomy places the organism in Eukaryota, Viridiplantae, Streptophyta, Magnoliopsida, Fagales, Betulaceae. Gene Ontology annotation, biological process: microtubule nucleation; meiotic spindle organization; cytoplasmic microtubule organization. The record is from RefSeq and is a predicted model, not a curated record.